AUGCUCCCCAAACGCCUCCUCACAAUCCUCCUCGCCUCCCUCACCUCCCUAGCUCCCGUGUCCGCCUCCCCCCACACGGCCCUCUCCCACUCCGUCUCCCAACUUGGCUCCAUCCAAUCCCACCUGUCCCUCCUAACCGAAGCCCUCGACUCCUACAACGGCGGCGUCUGGGGCCUCCUCACGCUCGCCAACCGCGUGAACAACGCACAGAGCGCGAUACGUGGUGCUCGCUUGAACCUCGACCAGUUGCCCGUCCUCAGCGGCGACGAUUUCGAGAACUGGGCGGGUAGUUAUGAGAAGUUGCAGCCGGUUAUUCUGGGGGCGUUGAAGACGGCGCAUGGCAAGACUGAUCACUUCCACAAACUGGGUCUCAAGCCCGUUGUCGCGGCGCUGGUGCAGGGUCUUAUUGAUGAGAGAAAUGGGUAUAAGAAGACGAUUGAGGGGAAGAUGUCGAGGGAGAAUAUCACGGCGAUGGUUGCGCAUAAUGAGGAGGUGGAUAAGACAGUGAAGUUUGUUUUUGAAGCUUUGGAGUCGGUUUAG
This is a messenger RNA of Aspergillus chevalieri, 540 nucleotides long. RefSeq names its product cell wall mannoprotein 1 family protein. The transcript is spliced from 2 exons. Gene Ontology annotation, cellular component: extracellular region. Lineage: Eukaryota; Fungi; Ascomycota; Eurotiomycetes; Eurotiales; Aspergillaceae. The coding region runs from base 1 to 540 and encodes 179 amino acids. The record is from RefSeq and is a predicted model, not a curated record.